Messenger RNA from Nerophis ophidion (straightnose pipefish), 918 nucleotides. RefSeq names its product ring finger protein 4 (gene rnf4). The coding region runs from base 253 to 855 and encodes 200 amino acids. NCBI's taxonomy places the organism in Eukaryota, Metazoa, Chordata, Actinopteri, Syngnathiformes, Syngnathidae. The transcript is spliced from 8 exons. The record is from RefSeq and is a predicted model, not a curated record. Gene Ontology annotation, biological process: positive regulation of transcription by RNA polymerase II. Gene Ontology annotation, molecular function: zinc ion binding; transcription factor binding.
GAGGGCACUUGAAGAAGACCGACAUCCAGGUACCCGGAUGUUGCUAACAGAAGCAUUACCUGCUAGCUGUAGCGCGGGAGACUACACCGCUCAGUUUAAAUAUUUGGAAUUUUAAUGUCGGACUGUCUGCGUUUAGUGGUCCAAUUAAAGCAGACAGCCGCCGAAGAGCCGAAGAGAGAGAACACGGAAGGUUAGCCAAUUGUGACCAAGGAGAGAGAAAGCGCUAAUGUGUGUCCUGCUGCAGUCUCUGCUAUGAGCAACACUACCCCAAGGACGAGGCGCGCCAAACCCAGUGGUGCUAAUAAUGCUCGGCGGAGGGGGAGCUCCAGCACACGGGCAAAAGCCAGCGGAACAGCAAGGAGGACGAGUCCGAGAGCCGCCGCCGUCCUGACUCCGCCCACUGCGGCGAUCGACGUGACGGACACCAUGGAGGACAGUGUGGCUGAGGUGGUGGAUCUGACGUGCGAGGCAUCAGAAGCAACGACGGUUGUAGAUCUGACCAACAACGACUCUGUGCUGCUGGUGGAAGAAGGUCCUCAGAACAGGAGAAACGCUUCGGGUGAGAGUUACGUGCUCAGCAGUGACGACGAAGACUCGCCUGCUGGUGCCGGUGACGCCAUGAUGUCCUCGCUAAAGGCUGAGCGCUCUGCCAGGUGGACUCCAGGAACGAUCACCUGUCCAGUCUGUAUGGACUCCUACACAGAGAUGGUGGACAGCGGCCGCUUGGUGGUCUCCACAAAGUGUGGACAUGUCUUCUGUAGCCAGUGCAUCCGAGACGCUCUGUCCAGGUCUCACACGUGCCCCACUUGUCGCAAACGCCUCACCCCCCGCCAGUACCACCCCAUCUACAUUUGAUGUUGUGUCUCUCCUCGUGUGUCUUCUAUGUGCAGGAUUAGAAAUAAAUAAUUCAUUACUCAA